AUGGUCACUACGAGAACAAGAUCGCGUGCCAACAGUGCUGCCGACGCCAAUGGCCACGCAGACUCUUCCGCCGCGGCAGGCGAGAAGCGCGGCAUCGAAAAGGAUGCUGCCAAUGGAUCUCCCGAUGCCAAGCGUGCGAAGAAGUCGGAUGAUGAUGAUGCCACCCGCCAGACCACCAUUGACGAAGCUUUUGAGAAGAAGGAUGACUCAGAGUCUAAGAAGGCUGAAGGCAAAGCCGAAGCAAAGGAAGAGUCCACCGACACGGAGAUGAAGGACGGCGAAGAUGAAGCCCCCACUAACGGCUCGACGAAGCCAGAGGAGCCAACCAAGGAAGAAGAGGCUGCAAUGGCAGAAAAGGUGGAAGAGGUAGAGCAGGCGGAAAAGGUAGACGAAGAGCAAAAGAAGAAAGAAGCUCCCAAGGAGGAUAAACCAGAUACAAGCGCAGCAGACGGAGAAACUGCAGAGAAGACAGGCGAAAAGGACAAAAUCCCCUCCACCAUUCUCGAAAAGGGCAUCAUCUACUUCUUCUUCCGCGCCCGCGUCAACACCGACGGCGCCGAAGAAGUAGACGACAUCGCCCGCAGCUACAUGAUCCUCCGCCCCCUCGCCACAGACUCCAAGCUGGGCGACGGCCCCAUCGGCGACGCGGGCAACACGCGCCUGCUCGCCCUCCCCAAAAAGGUCUUCCCUGAGACGGACCGCGACAAAUUCAUGGUCUUUGUCGAACAGGCGGGCGCUUCGUUUGCCGAGCUCAAGGAGCAGUUCUUGUCUGGUGCUGAUAAUCAGACUAAAUCCGGGGUAUCGCAUGCGCCUGCUGCCACGCCGGCUGGGGAGGGCGUUUAUGUGAUUACUAAUACUGGAAGCGACAGCCAUCUUGCGUAUAUGCUUACCCUGCCGUCUGACCUGGGCGAGGUGCAGAAGGAGCUUGGGCUCAAGGAGAAGGGCAGCUUCAUCUUGAGCACGAAGAACCCUUAUAAAAAGGGCCCUGCGAACGCUAGUCUCGACCAGACGCCCGAUUUCCCAGAGAGCAUUAAGGACGACUUCCGCGACCUGCGGUGGACAAAUACCAAGCCCGAGCACCUCGACUACCCCUAUGCCCAGUUCCUCUUCAUCGGCCAGUCUGGCAUCGAGAAUGCCGUCGAGCCAAAGUCAAAGGACGUCAAGGCGGGCAAGGAGAACCCAGAGGACGUCCUCCAGGAGAUUGGAGACGAGGACGAAAAGCGCAUGAAGCACCUCUCUGGCGACGACUCGGCUUCCAUCUUUGCUGAUUUACAGGCGCGGGUCAAGGAUUACCCAAAGCUGCAGACUACCUUUUAA
Molecule: messenger RNA, 1317 nt
Organism: Colletotrichum godetiae
Lineage: Eukaryota; Fungi; Ascomycota; Sordariomycetes; Glomerellales; Glomerellaceae
Exons: 2
Coding region: 1-1317 (438 amino acids)
Source: RefSeq, a predicted model, not a curated record